Medioppia subpectinata is the source of this 840-nucleotide messenger RNA. NCBI's taxonomy places the organism in Eukaryota, Metazoa, Arthropoda, Arachnida, Sarcoptiformes, Oppiidae. The record is from the annotation of a GenBank genome assembly.
AUGAAAGACACCGAAUGGGAAAAACAUCCGUUAUUAUAUGUUGUGGCCUCAACUUUCGUUAUAUCUCCCGAACGGAAUGAGCUAGAUCAGCUAGAUCAUGAUGGUCCAUAUGUCUAUCGUGGAAAACAAUGUCUUCAAAUAUCAUUGCAAAUGACCACAAAGUUCUUGAGACGAAUGAUUUGUUCCGAUUUGCAGUCAUUUAACACUAAAUCUAAUGAUAAGAUUCACGAAUGUCUUCAUUACUAUCCAAUCAUUUCAAACACAUAUAACAUAAUCAAUGAAAUCGACUUAAAAAGAGAGUCUAUUUUGGAUCAAUUGGUGGCAAACAAGACAUACAUUAUGAUGAAUACAUGCCAUCCGUGCACUCGACCCGUGAAUCCAAUUCUUGUGCCAAACUUAAGACAGUUUGAGAUCACAAACAAAGAGACCAUCGAUUGGGAAACGGAUGGCCGGGAAGUGGUGUCUGAGUCGCCGACAGCGAUGCGUCUGGACUUCAAGCGGAACCGCAAUCCUCGCGCUUACACUCACUUAACGGUCAUUCGGAGACACAAAAUGGCGAAACACAAGCGAAGAAAGUGGAGGAAAAAGAUGUUGGCUUUCAUUAAGAAGAAGUAUUUGCGCAGAAAUAUCAAGAAAGAGAAGGUGUUUAGAGCGGAACUGCUCGCACACAUCAAAGAGGCCGAAGACUUCGACGCCGAGAAGUAUGUCCACAAUAUUCUUCACACCAUCGAUAAUAUGCCCAAAGAAGACACUCGAGAGGCGAAGUUAGAGAGAAUCCAAGACUUGAUCCGCAAGAAUAGAAGGGAAACCAAUUUAAUUAAACCUAAAUUUCAGGACUAA